Messenger RNA from Sorghum bicolor (sorghum), 2154 nucleotides. RefSeq names its product eukaryotic translation initiation factor 3 subunit D. The transcript has a single exon. Bases 119 to 1873 code for a protein of 584 amino acids. Gene Ontology annotation, cellular component: eukaryotic translation initiation factor 3 complex; cytoplasm. Lineage: Eukaryota; Viridiplantae; Streptophyta; Magnoliopsida; Poales; Poaceae. Gene Ontology annotation, biological process: translational initiation. The record is from RefSeq and is a predicted model, not a curated record. Gene Ontology annotation, molecular function: translation initiation factor activity.
ACUUCACUAGUUCUUCCUUCUCGAACCCUCGCGUAAUCGCCUAGCAUUUCCCUACACCCAACCUGAUCUGACCGAGCCCUAAGCACCACCGCCGCCGCUGCCGCCGCCGCCGCCCAAGAUGGGCUUCGACGUGGGCUUCGUCCCCUACAACCCCGACGGGUGGGGUCCACCGGAGGCCGCGGCCGCGCCGCUCUCCCUCGGCGGUGGCUCCUCGUCUGUCCCCUUCGCUCCCUUCUCCCGCUCCGACAAGCUGGGCCGCAUCGCCGACUGGACCCGCAACCCGCCGGGCCCCGCGGCGUUCGCCGCCGCUCGGGACGCCGUCUUCGACUUCGCGGGGCUCGAGGACUCCGUCGGUCUCGCGUCCGCGGACGACUCGUCCUUCCGCCUCGUCGACGGUAAGCCGCCGCCGCGGCACCCGCGGUUCGGGCCCCGCUGGCGCUUCCAGCAGCGGCCCCAGCUCCCGCAGCGCCGCGACGAGGAGGUCGAGGCUCGGCGCCGCGAGGCCGAGAAGGAGCGCGCCCGCCGCGACCGCCACUGGCAGCAGAACCGCCGCACGCACCACCAGUUCAACCGCGGCGGGCCCUCCUCCUCGUCCGCCAAGCCGUCCGUUGACAUCCAGCCCGAGUGGUCGGUGAAGGAGCAGAUCCCGUUCUCCUCCUUCUCCAAGCUCUCCUUCGCCGUCGCCGACCAGCCCGAGGACCUCCUCGUCUGUGGCGCAGUUGAGUUCUACGACCGGACCUACGACCGCGUCACCCCCAGGGCGGAGCGUCGCCUCGAGCGCUUCAAGUCGCGGAACUUCUUCAAGGUCACCACCACCGACGACCCCGUCAUCCGCCGCCUUGCCGAGAAUGACACGGCCACGGUAUUCGCCACUGACACCAUCCUGGCCGCACUCAUGUGUGCGCCUCGAAGCGUCCAGUCCUGGGACAUCGUCAUUCAGCGUGUUGGCAACAAGUUGUUCUUCGACAAGCGUGAUGGUUCUCAGCUUGAUCUUCUCACUGUCAAUGAAACCGCCCAGGAGCCACUCCCUGAGGCCAAGGAAGACAUCAACUCUGCGCAUUCACUAGCAGUUGAGGCCACAUACGUCAAUCAGAACUUCUCUCAGCAGGUGCUGCUCCGCAAUGGUGAGAAGGUCACUUUCGAUGAGCCUAACCCGUUUGCCACUGAAGGGGAGGAAGCUGCUUCCGUUGCUUAUCGCUACCGCCGCUGGAAGCUUGAUGAUGAGACAAGCUUGGUUGCUCGCUGCGAGGUUCAUGCUGUGAAUACUGAUCCACGCGGUGAGCGCCAGUUCCUUACACUCAACGCCCUCAAUGAGUUUGAUCCCAAGGUCACUGGUGUUGACUGGAGGAAGAAGCUUGAGACCCAGCGGGGUGCUGUGCUUGCCACUGAGCUCAAGAACAAUGCCAACAAGCUUGCACGCUGGACUGCCCAGGCACUGCUCGCUGGUGCAGACAUGAUGAAGUUGGGUUAUGUGUCACGUCUGCACCCCCGUGAUCACUACAACCAUUCCAUUCUCAGUGUGAUUGGGUACAAGCCAAGGGAUUUUGCUGCACAGAUCAAUCUCAACACUGCAAAUAUGUGGGGGAUUGUGAAGUCUAUUGUGGAUGUAUGCAUGAAGCUUGGUGAGGGAAAGUAUGUGCUUGUGAAGGAUCCAGUGAAGCCGCAGGUCCGGCUUUAUGAAGUGCCAAAUGACGCGUUUGAGAAUGACUAUGUUGAGGAACCACUUCCUGAGGAAGAGCAAGUACGUCCUUUUUCUGAGGACGUCGACGCCACCGCGCAGGAAAUGGAUGCUGCUGCAGAAGCGGAGGCUACUGGAACAACUGCAGGUGCAGAGGGAGACGCUGAGAAGAGCAGUGACGUUGCUGCUGUGUGAAGGCAGUGGUUACAACCUACAGAGGUCUCUUCAGGCCUUGAAUAAGGUUAACUUGGCUAGCUAUCUGAGCAUCUUGACAAGGUUUGAUGUUUCUACCAUCAAAGGUUAUGCUAUUGUCGUUUGGUGAACCUUGAGUUGAGUUGUUUCUCUUUAUUAACACAUGCGCCUGUAUCGACUUAAUGCAACCCCCAAAUUAUAUUGCACUUCAGGGCUCACAUGUUACCAUAUGGAUUGUCGCUUCUGUUUUCACUAUGAUUUUAGUUUUGGUGAUUGCAUUUGCA